This is a messenger RNA of Cannabis sativa, 2776 nucleotides long. RefSeq names its product putative wall-associated receptor kinase-like 16. The coding region runs from base 304 to 2598 and encodes 764 amino acids. Gene Ontology annotation, molecular function: protein serine/threonine kinase activity; polysaccharide binding; calcium ion binding. Lineage: Eukaryota; Viridiplantae; Streptophyta; Magnoliopsida; Rosales; Cannabaceae. Gene Ontology annotation, biological process: protein phosphorylation; cell surface receptor signaling pathway. Gene Ontology annotation, cellular component: plasma membrane. The transcript has 3 exons. The record is from RefSeq and is a predicted model, not a curated record.
AUCCCUUAGCAUUUUUCUUAUAUUAAAUAGUGCAGCAAGAAAAGGAAGACUUGGAAAGUUUCGUCAAUAUGUAAUAGCCUACCAGUACUAUUAUAGUUGACCAUGUAACUUCCAAGAAACUAACGACAUAGUAAUGAUGAAGUGGUCACGGGUCACCCAACCCAAGAGAUUGGCUUCUUUUUCUUUAUUUUGUAUAAAAUGAGCCCCAUUAGUUUAAAUUAGUAGUACUCAUGUCUAUAUAUAUGAACAUUUUAUACAAACAAGCAAUUCAGAAAUCUCUAUUAUUAUAAAAUAGUCACCAAAAUGGGGUUGUUACAUGGUAUAAUACUCCUUCAUUUGGCACUAACUGCAGCAGCAGGGACAAUCAAUCUGCGCCGCACAGAAGCCAAAACCCCAGAUGACGGCUGCCGCAGGCGCUGCGGAAAUGUUGACAUUCCCUAUCCAUUCGGGAUCGGUGCCGGCUGCUACUUGAACAGCAAAUUCAACAUCACAUGUAACGACACCUCCAUAGGCCCUCCGAAGACAUAUCUCAGAAAAGGUAACCUCCAAGUUAUUGACAUAUCUAUUAAAGAUGGCGAAAUUAAAGUGCUUCAGCUCAUAGCAAAAGACUGUUAUGAGAAGAAUGGCUCCCAAUAUCGAAAAGAUAGGCUCCGGACUAGUCUGCGGUUGUCCAGCUUCACCGUUUCAUCUACAAAGAACAAGUUCACUGCCAUUGGUUGUGAUACUUACGCCAUUAUUCGAGGCUUUCGAGGCGAACAGAGGUACAGAACAGGUUGUAUGUCGUUGUGUGAUCGAGCAACAGACAUUAACUAUGGGACUUGUUCUGGUGUUGGUUGUUGCCAGGUUAUGUCCAUACCUCCAAGACUAAACAAUUUCACGGUUAUUUUGAGUAGCUAUUCAAAUCAUACAAAGUUAUGGGAUUUUAAUCCAUGUAGCUAUGGUAUCUUAGCUGAGGAAUCUCAGUUCAAAUUCUCCAACACGAGUUUCCAAGAAUUUCAAAGCAAGAAGAAUUUCCCUUUGGUUGUUGAUUGGUCAAUUGGUGAGUUGCCAUGUGAGAAGGCUCGGAAGUUUAAGAAUUUUACUUGUCAUUUGGAGACAAGUGAGUGUAUAAAUUCUAAUUCCAGCAAUGGCUACCUUUGCCGCUGCUUGCCUGGUUUCAUAGGAAAUCCUUACCACCCAAAGGGUUGCCAAGAUAUUGACGAGUGCAAAGGUCAAAAUCCGUGCAUCAACGGGAACUGUAUAAAUGUAAAUGGGACCUUUAACUGUUCAUGCCUGAAGGGUUAUAAACGAGUCAAUGAAACAACUUGCAGUAGAAAUGGACCACGUAGAGCUCUCUUCCUCUAUAUUCCUUUGGGUGUAAGUAUAGGCCUCAUGAGUCUUAUUGCAAUUAGUGUAAUGCUAUAUUGGGGAGUAAGAAAAAGAAAAUUGAUAAUGCUUAAAGAGAAGUUCUUUGAACAAAAUGGUGGACUGAUGUUACAACAAAGACUAUCAAGUACUGAGAAAGGACCUAUUGAGACAACGAAAAUCUUCACAGCAAAAGAGCUAGAAAUGGCCACAGACAAUUACCAUGAAAGUAGAAUCAUUGGGGAAGGAGGUUAUGGAAUAGUUUAUAAAGGAAUAUUCCCAAACAAUAAGGUGGUUGCUAUAAAAAAGUCCAAAUUUGGAGCUCAAAUAGUCCCAUCUGAACAAAUUGAACAAUUCAUCAAUGAAGUAAUUCUGCUCAUGCAAAUUAACCACAGAAAUGUGGUUAGGCUCUUAGGUUGUUGUUUAGAGACAGAAGUACCUCUCUUGGUUUACGAAUUCAUUACAAAUGGAACUCUUUUUCAACAUAUCCACAAUAAAGGCAAUGAACCAUGUUCCUCACUUUCAUGGAAAAUGAGAUUGAAGAUUGCAACUGAAACUGCAGGAGCAUUAGCAUACUUACACUGUGAAACUAAUACCCCAAUUGUUCAUAGAGAUAUAAAGACAAUGAAUAUACUUUUGGAUGAAAACUUCAUAGCAAAAGUGUCAGAUUUCGGAACAUCAAGACUAAUUCCCAUAGAUGAAGAUCAGUUAUCAACUUUGGUGCAAGGCACUGUUGGGUACUUAGACCCUGAAUACUUGCAAACAAGCCAACUUACUGAGAAAAGUGAUGUUUAUAGCUUCGGAGUUGUUCUAGGGGAGUUAUUAACAGGGAAGAAAGCCUUCUCUUUUGAUAAAUUAAAUAAUGUUAGUCAAGUCCUAGCAAUGUCCCUCCUCUCUGUUAAAGAUAAUGAUCAAUUUAACGAAUUCAUUGAUGAUAAAAUUCUCAAUGAUGGAAACAUUGAGGUUAUUAAAGAGGUUGUAGCUCUCACAAAACGGUGUUUGAGGAUAAAAGGGGAGGAUAGACCUACUAUGAAAGAAGUAGCUAUGGAGCUAGAGGGAUUACGAGCUAUGUCAAAGCAUUCAUGGACAAAUAUUGGUGAUGAAGAGUCUGAACAUUUGCUUGGGGAGAAACAUUCAAUUAAUCAUAAUAAUUACAUUGGUUAUGAUCUUGAAUGUGGUUCGAGUGGUACAACGGCUAUGUAUGAUAGCAUGCAAACUCAGCUCAUGCUCAAUCCAUUUGAUGAUGGACGCUAGAUUUGCAUCGUCUAAAUAUUUUGAUGUCCUAAGUAUUGUUUUUAUUAACUAGUUUUUGUUUUGUUAGAAUUGUUGAAUGGUACUGCUUUAGUGACUAAUUGUACUUACAAGGUUAGUAUAAAUAGAAAAGUCUUGGGAAAAUUGUAGUCAACUAAACUUUAAACAAUUAAACAAUUAG